CCGUGCGCCAGCGGCUCCGCCGCUCCGACGUGCUGCUGCAGUGGGCCGACCAGGGCAUUGACGCGCUCAACUGCCUGUAUGGCCACGCUGGUGCACCUCCGUCGGCGCCCGCGAACCUGGGGCAGCAGACCAGCCUGAACUUUUUGGAGGACUGCUACCUGGGGAUGGGCGCGAUGCCGAGCGAGCCAGGUUUUUGUGAAGAAGCCCUCCGCGAGCUUCUCAGUGGCUCCACCGUCUACGCUGAGGAUGGUGGCGCCCGGGUCCCGUACUCGAAGGAGCUGGUCUCCUGGCCUGAGGUGGGUUCCAGCCCCGUCGACCUUGUGGGCUGCCUCACUCAGGAUGAUGCUGAUUGGGCACGGGAUUGGCGACAUAACUUGCUCAAGACGCCCGGCGAGGCGCUGCUCGGGGUACGCCAGCGCCUUCUUCACCCGGCGCUCGCGACGCGGCUGCCCACGGCGGCCGCGGUGUCUUCUGUGGAGUCGGGCGGUCUGCCCUUGUGCGUGGCGGCUGGCGACCUCGACAAUGCCUUCUACUGUCUCAGGCCCAUGUCGGGCUUAGAGGACUACUUCGCGCUGCCUCCGCUCUCCUCCUCCCUAGCGGGCAUCACUGAGCUGGAGGGGGUGUGCAUUCCGGCAGGGACCAGCCUGGUUCCUUGCCUUGCCAUCCUGCCCAUGGGGUGGUCGUGGGCGAUGCACUUCUGCCAGGCUGUGACCAUGCGCGCCAUCUCGGUGGCGGGCUUCACGGACUCGCAGAUCGUGGAGGACGGUCGUUCCAGCAUGGCCCUGCCCGCCCGCUCAGACACGGCGGCGGCGGGCUACGUGGACAACUUCUACGUCUUCGGCCACGACGCCUCGCUGGUCACGCAGCGCCGGGACGACGUGUCGGCCGUGCUGCGCGGGUGGGGCUUGACAGUCCACGAGGAGACGGAUGCCUCCCCCGACGCCGUCUUGGUGGGCCUGGAGCUCCGGCAGGGCCGCUGGCUGUCUAUCAAGCGCCGCAACCUGUGGCGGCUCCAUGCGGCGCUGGACACCGUGCUGCGCCGGGGCUGCUGCUCCAGCAAGAUGCUUGAGGUGCUGGUGGGUCACAUCGCGUGGGCCUGCUUGAUCCGCCGUGAGCUGCUCUGCGUGCUGAGCUCCGUGUACCCGUGCAUGGCGGCCGGCCUGCCGACGACCUCGCGGCUGUGGCCGUCCGCGCGCCAGGGGCUGUGGCUCGUCCGCUCGCUGCUCCCGUUCCUCCGGAAGGACUUGAGCAGCCCGUGGCACGACGUGGUCGGAGUGAGCGACGCCUCCGACUUCGGGGUCGGCGUCGCCGCGCGGUCGGUGCGGCCUGACGCUGCGGCGCAGCACGGCCGCCAGUGCGAGAGGUGGCGUUACCGUGUGCACGGUGCCGAGAAGGCCCGCGAGAGAGCCCUCCGCCCUCAGCCUCUACCAUCCUCCGCAUACGCCACAGCUUCGCUGCCUGCAGGACUGCCCCGCCUGGACGUCUGGGGGCUGGAAUCCUUCAUCGGGGUGCGCCCGAGGGAGUUCAUGGAGGUGCCCAAGGAGUUCUUCGACGGGGCUCGCUGGGCUCCUGUUAUCGCCUCGAGGGUCGUCGUGCCCGACAACAUUCCGGCUCUGGAGGGGGGCGCGUGUGUCUUGGGCAUCAAGCGCAUCAUGAGGUCCAGGGCCGCUUUCGGGAAGCACAUACUUCUGUUCGUCGACAACAUGCCGUUGGCUGGUUCACAGGGCCGUGCCGACGCGCUGCUGCCGCCCAGCCUGGCUGCUCUCGUGCGGGGCCCCCUGAGGCUGACGGGCCGACGCCGGCUGGGGCUGGGCUCGAUGGCGGGUGCCUCGGCCUCUCGCCGCCAGGCGGGUCGCCACCGCAGGGCUGCGGCGGCUCGCCAGGUGGCGUCCGAGCGGGGGCCCUCGGGCGGCUUCUCGGUGCUGGAGCGGACGGCGGUCAGGCCGGUGUACCUCCGGGCCUUCCUGCAGUUCUGCUUCGUCAUGGCCAUCGACUGGGCGAGCGAGGCCGAGAUGGGCGUCGCCCUGGUCACGUAUGUGAACUCGAUGUACUUCGAGGGUCGCGCCCCGAACGAGGGCUCUGUGCUGCUGGCGUCGCUGGCGCACUACGCGCCGGCGCUGUGCAAGAGGGCGGCCCAGGCCUUGCCGAGGGCGACGCGCUGUCUGGCGGGCUGGCGCCGGCGCGUCCCGACCAGGAUGCGCCUGCCGCUGCCGCGCCGGGCCGCCUUUGCCAUCGCCGGGGCGCUGGCGGCCUGGGGUCAGCCGCGCAUGGGUCUCUUCGUGAUGCUGUCGUUCGCGGCUUACCUCCGCCCGCAGGAGGCUUUCCGCCUGGCCGGGCGUCACCUCGUACCGCCAGUGGCCCACCUUGGUCAGGCCCCCACUCCGUGGGGGCUGCUGCUGCACGACUCCGACUUGCAGCUGCCCGGGAAGACCAGCCUGUGGGACGAGAGCGUGCUGCUGGACCAGGCGCCGUGGCUCGAGCCAGCCCUGGAGGCGCUGAGGACUGUCGCGGGCGACGGACCCCUGUGGGACUUCCUGCCUACGUCGAUUGCUCGGCUCUUCGAGGAUGCCUGCCGCGCCCUGGGCCUGGUGCACUUGCAGCCGCAUCUGUGCCCCCUCCGUCGCGGGGGGGCCAGCGAGGAUCUGCUGUCGGGCGCCAGGACGCCGGAGCAGGUCAUGCGGCGGGGUCGCUGGGCCACUGUGGCCUCGCUCCGCCGCUACGGCAAGGAGACCCGCCUCCUCCGGGAGGCCGCCGAGGUGGACCCCGACGUGCUGCUGUUCGGCGAGAUCGUGGAGCGCAACUUCCUGGACGUGCUGCGGGGCGGCCCCUUGCUGCCGCUGGUGCGGGCCGACCUGCCUGCGAGCGUCG
Molecule: messenger RNA, 2868 nt
Organism: Prorocentrum cordatum
Lineage: Eukaryota; Dinophyceae; Prorocentrales; Prorocentraceae
Source: the annotation of a GenBank genome assembly